Symsagittifera roscoffensis is the source of this 2914-nucleotide messenger RNA. RefSeq names its product synaptotagmin-B-like. Gene Ontology annotation, molecular function: SNARE binding; calcium ion binding; phosphatidylserine binding. The record is from RefSeq and is a predicted model, not a curated record. NCBI's taxonomy places the organism in Eukaryota, Metazoa, Xenacoelomorpha, Acoela, Convolutidae. The coding region runs from base 230 to 2770 and encodes 846 amino acids. Gene Ontology annotation, cellular component: exocytic vesicle; plasma membrane. The transcript is spliced from 6 exons. Gene Ontology annotation, biological process: cellular response to calcium ion; regulation of dopamine secretion; regulation of calcium ion-dependent exocytosis.
AUUAGUCGACAUGUACAGGAUUAUCCUUCAAAAAUUAAGACCCUCUGCUUAGACAAUAGGUUCAUAUUUUAUAUUACUUUUUUUCACUCGUCUGAAACGCACCUCAAAAACAGGGCUAAUCUUUUCGUUAUGAAGCUCGAACAUGAUCCCAUUUUAUUGAAAAUUAUAUUUCAAAAAAUGUAUUGAUUAUAUUAGUGGAUACAAAAAUGAUUUUGUCACUAAGGACACCAUGGAGAAUUACGGACAGGACGCUGCAAAUAAAUUGGCGACGUUUUGGAGAGGAAUUUCUACGGCUAAGAGCUCAUUUCUGCAAACAACAAAUAAUAACGGCGCGAACAGUAACGUGAACGACCUGUCAUCAAGCCCAGGUAACGCUAGAGGGGGAGGAGGGGUGAACCAGCCGCCUUCAUCAAGCAAUUCAUCCCGCUCCAACAGUUUUCUCGCUCCAAACCAAGACAGUGCAUCUUUUCAAAGCUCGACUCAAAGCAACGUUAAUAAUAUACGACCUUCAUACACUUCUGUUAGCAAUACCAACCCCAACUACAACUCCACCGGCAACUCGUCGUCUUACCAUCAGCCUACUGAAGAUUCCUCACUAAACAGACCUAACAACUUAUCAUCGAGUACUAACCAAAAUGUUAAUGACUCAUCCUCAACAUCGCCAUCUUUACUGAGCAGAAGACUUCAGCAAGCUGUUCACGCCAACAGCUCUUCUACAACCAUGAACUCCAGGCUAGAUUCAGCUUUUGCUAAAUUUGUUCAGCAGGCUAAAAAUGCGUCAAGUUCAUCGCCAACAGUGCCCCCCGUGACAGAGGAUAAAACAGGUCCUAGCCGCGGGGCUAACCACCCGUCACUAUCACCAUCAUCAUCAGUAUCUGUGAACCCAACUGCAAAUCUAAUCAGGAGAGGAGAGGAUUAUGGCGCCUGUUCUAUUGCAGCUAAUACAAAUAGCAAUCAGGCAUCAGCAUCAGGCAGCAAUAACUUGGCCUGUUAUAAUCCUGGAAGCAGUAAUGUGAUGGUGUCUCCUUCUGAUUUCAAUGGCGACAAUCCUCAUCAUCAUAAAUCAUCUCAGCCCCAAGACCCAACUAGAGAACAAGCGGACCUGACAGGAGACCACAUGCACUCACAUGAGCCUAAUAGAUCCCCAAGGACAGAUCAGUUGAACCCAAGCCAGAGUUGUCCAUCGACCCCCUUUCCGGAUCAGCACACUCAGAAGCCAAACUCGGUGCUGAACGUAGCCUCCUCUCUCUUUACGCGCUCGCCCCGACUGCCUCAUUUUCGAAACCUGAGAUCAGAAACGAUCGCAGUUGAUUCGAAUAAUCCAGACGCCCAACCUAUAACACCAAUCGUAGUCCAACAAGGUCUGGACUCUAUCCCCACACCAACCUCCUCAAAACGAGCUUCGGUCUCCAACUCGCCGAGCCAAGCACGACUCUCGGAAGCCUCGUUGCCUCAGUUAAACCCGUUACCCGAAGAGAACUUACCCGAGGGGUUAAGCCCACCGAAUCCAUCCGAAGUUGACCUAGAAGCUAGUGCUAACUCCACGACAUCGCGAGGCAAAACUGCGAUGAUGAAUGCUCGCUACUUCGCGAAACUGCUGAAGAAGCAGAAUACGGAGCCGAAUGGGGAGGUGGCGGGCUUCCACAAGGGGUCUAUGGCCUCUCUGCCUCCUAUGAACGAAGAGGGAAAAGAUGGUCGAUACAGUUCAAAUGCAAUCAUUUGUGCAAGAUGCAAGAACGAAGUGGUGAAGCAGAAUGGGGAGUGGGUGGAGAAAAGACCCCCCAGUGGGUGUGCGACCGGGGGGCAGGCGGGCGCCGGUGGCAACUCAGCUGCGUCCUCCAGCUCCUCCGCGACGAACCAGGUGGAGCAGAAGAAGCCAAGUAGUGCUGGGUUCUUCUCCUCUGCUCUCUCUUCCGUAUUCGCAAUGGCCGAAGACAGAGGGGGUCUGCCAUACGUUGGCAGUAUCCACUUCACCCUCUCCUACGACUUCUCGGGCCAGGUUCUCACGGUGGGGGUUAUUGAGGCAAAGAGUCUCACUGCCAAAGACCGAGGAGGAACCAGUGACCCCUAUGUCAAAGUACUGCUACUGCCCGAGAAAAAGAAACGACAAGAAACCAAGGUUGUGUACAAGAAUCUAACUCCAGUCUGGAACGAGAGUCUUACAUUCACAGGAGUGCCUCUGGAUAAGCUGCAGAAACGAAUCCUGCAAUUGAUGGUUCUGGACUACGACAAGUUCUCGCGCGAUGACCCCAUAGGAGAAGUUAAUGUGCCAAUGUGUGAGUUGGAUUUCACACAGCCGAUAAAUAUCUGGAAGGAUCUGAACCCGAUAGCAAAAGAGAAGUACAAGAGAGGGGAGAUUCUGCUGUCGCUGUGUUACAACCCAGUGGGUGGCAUUAUGACCAUCAUCGUGAUCAAGUGCAAGGAGCUGAAGCCUAUGGACAUAUCAGGAACUUCUGACCCCUACGUGAAAGUGUACCAACUCUACCAGGGUAAGCGAGUGUGCAAGCACAAGACCCAAUGUCGAAUGCAGUCUCUAAACCCCACAUUCGACGAGACAUUCUCGUUCACAGUGCCGACUACCAAAUUAGAAGACACUCAACUGGCAGUGGUAGUCAUGGACAAAGACAUGAUUAAGUGGAACGAAAAAAUCGGAAGUGUCAUUCUUGGCCGAAGAUCCGGCCAGAAAGAAAUGCAACACUGGCAAGACAUGCUUAAGUCUCGAAGGAAGCCAGUAGCGAUGUGGCAUUACUUGCGAGCUGACUUGGAUUAAAAAAGAGAUAAAGGAUAUAACCAUCACCUUCCUAAAAGUGCUACCAUACAAAAACAUGACAAUUUAAAUAAUUUAAUGUACCAAUCAAAUUGAUAUAUAUAUAUAUUUAGUUUUGUAACAAAACCAGUUUCAUUUCCUAUUUUA